AUGCUACCAGGAGCUGCUAGCGUAUCGAACGCCGCCAUAGAAGACGCCGCCAUCCUCUCGGAGUGUGUCUCCGCUCUCCCCUUGAAAGACGCAAUACAGGCGUACCAAUCGAUCCGAAAGCGUCGGAAUGAUCGAAUCUGGGAGAUCUCGCUGAUCAGCCAACGCAACGUCAGCGCGUAUACUUCGACCUCGUCUUAUGAGUCUACCGCUGCCCUUCGAGAUGAACGAUUGAAAGAAGCCACCCGAGAGUUGGCUGAGUCCUUGAAGUUGAGCAGUGUAGAGCGCAAGCUUCUUCAAACUUCCCGGAUGGAGGACGACGCUGCCGUGUUUCCUUCACCGGCGUUGACCAAGUGGCUAUAUGGCUACGAUGCCAUCGCUAUAGUGAGUUCCAUCACGCUUUAUGUUGAGCAUAGGCUAAAAGAUACAGAGUCAAAACUAUAUCACGUCGAGUCGUCGAACGACCUGAUCAUCGCGAUUGGUAUCCUGCUAAUUGGAAAAUCGCCCGCGGCUUGCCUCGUAAAGCUGUAUCAUGAAUGA
Molecule: messenger RNA, 537 nt
Organism: Zasmidium cellare ATCC 36951
Lineage: Eukaryota; Fungi; Ascomycota; Dothideomycetes; Mycosphaerellales; Mycosphaerellaceae
Exons: 1
Coding region: 1-537 (178 amino acids)
Source: RefSeq, a predicted model, not a curated record